Closterium sp. NIES-67 is the source of this 860-nucleotide messenger RNA. The record is from the annotation of a GenBank genome assembly. NCBI's taxonomy places the organism in Eukaryota, Viridiplantae, Streptophyta, Zygnematophyceae, Desmidiales, Closteriaceae.
AAGGAGUGGAUCCCAUAUGCCAAGUGGUAUGGGAGUGCUCCAGCGGUGAACAUGCUGAGGGCAUUUGGGUGCAUGGUGGUGUUUCAUGUGCCCAAGGAGAAAAGGGGGAAGUUGGAGGCUUCUGGAAGAUGGGGUGUGCACUUGGGGAUUGCAAAGGAUCACAAGGGGUGGCUGCUAUGGGACCUGACCACCCAGAAGCUGACAGUGUCAAGGGAUGUGAAGUUUCUUGAGUCCCUGUACUAUAAGGAAUGGAAGCAGCAGCAACAGAAGCUUCCAUCUACACCGCUCAUUGUGGAGGCAGAUGAGGUGCAGCAGCCUUCAAGACAGGUGGAGGUUGCAGUGUCAGAGGAGGAGAUGUCUGGGGUGACUGAGGAAGGGGGAGCAGCUGAAGUAGAGCAGCAGCAGCAGCAGCAUGAGUCUCCACCUCGAGUUCCACACCCGCCUGAGCGUCCUAGGAGGGAUGUGCGCCCUCCAGUGAGGCUGACCUAUGGGGGAAGAGGCAAGCCGAAUGUGGUGCAGGCUGGGAGUGUGGUUGAGCAGAUUGAGGAAGAUGAGAUCGCUCACUGCUACUGGGCACCAAUCCCUGAGCCCAAGACUCGAGAAGAGGCCUUGAAUGGACCAAAUGGGGAGAAGUGGAAGGCGAGUGAGGAUGAGGAGUUUGGGUCCCUGAUUGAGAACGAGACAUGGGACCUGUGUGACUUGCCUCCUGGAAAGAAGGCAAUCACUUCCAAGAUGAUCUACAGGCACGUAUGGUUUGACUCUGCAAAUUGGUUGGAACAACCAAGCUAGGUUGGCAAGGGUGGCCAACUUGGAUGGAUUGGUUGGGAAGGGACAAAUGUCAAAGUUGGGGUUCCUAUAGG